AUGGCCAGAGCUGAUAGCAACAAGUCCCAGCAGUUGGUUCAGGAGGAGCAGUCAUCUUACACCGGAAGUAUGUUGGGUCCUCCCCUUCCAGCAAGCGAUGACAAGCAGAAAAUUCUCGGAAUCUUAUGGGAUUCUUAUGAGGACAAUCUUAUUGUUGAUAUCAAGGAUGUUGCAGAUUUGGCGCAGAUGGUUCAAGCUACGAAGAGAAAUGUGAUCAGUGUUUCUUCCAAGAUUUAUGAUCCUAUGGGGUUAAUAUCCCCAUUGACAAUCAAUUUCAAGCUGUUGUUUCAAGAACUUUGUCUGGCGAAGGGUGACUGGGACCAUCCACUUGAAGGAACACUGAAAUGCAAUUGGCAGAAAUUAGUUGAUAACCUACAGGACGUCCAACCUAUCGUUAUUCCGAGAUGCUAUAUUUCUGACAUACACGAGCAAGUUGUAUCCUACAAGCUUCACAGGUUUUGCGAUGCCUCUAUCAAAGCAUAUGCUGCCGUAAUAUACCUCAGAAUCAUCACACCAAAUGCCUCUUAUGUCCAGUUGGUGAUAUCAAAGGCAAGAGUGGCACCCUUGACUAAACAAACGAUCCCAAGGUUGGAGUUACUGUCAGCGCUCGUGCUUGCCAGAUUAAUGACUGUUACUCAGAAAGCCUUGAAGUCUGUGAUUGAAAUCUCGAAGGUGCAAUGCUGGACGGAUUCUAAGGUUGCAUUAUAUUGGAUUACGCAGCAAGAGAAGGAAUGGAAACAAUACGUACAGAGUCGAGUGGAAGAGAUUAGAGCGCUGGUUCCUGUAGACAUUCCAUCACGUGGUAUCCUGCCUACUCAACUAGCAUCAUCUACAUUGUGGUGGUUAAACAGGAAGAUCCUCCAACAAACUCGGAAGUUACAAGCACCGACAUCUAA
Paramuricea clavata is the source of this 896-nucleotide messenger RNA. NCBI's taxonomy places the organism in Eukaryota, Metazoa, Cnidaria, Anthozoa, Malacalcyonacea, Plexauridae. The record is from the annotation of a GenBank genome assembly.